AUGGCGUCCAACCGUUCGAACUCAGCGUUUGGUUCUGUGGUUCUGUGGAUAACCAAGGUCCAUCACCAGAAAUUCAGGCUUAAAAGCAAGUUCUUACUCAAAUCUUAUGUUCUUGGGCUCUACCUGACCGGAAUUGCUUUAGGAACGACCUCCCAAGUUUACGAAACAUGGCGUCCAACUGUUCGAACUCGGUGUUUGGUUCUGUGGAUACAUAAGGUCAACCACAAGAAAUUGAGGAUAACGACUAAGUUCUUACUCAUAUCUUACUCUUUUGGGCUCUACCUGACCGAAAUUUCUCCAGGAACUAUCUCCCCAGUUUACGAAACGUUGCGUUUAACCGUUCAAAUUCAGCACUCGUUUUUGUGGAGAAUACGGUCCAAUACCAAAAAACACCCUGAUAGCGAAGAGGAAGAUGAUCUUGAGGGCGACGUUGAGUCUGAAGGGGGCAGUGGGAACGAGUCAACAAACAACGAAUCAACAAAGGCAAAGGCAAAGAAAGGCAAGUACAAACCUGGACGCAACGAUAUCAAAGCAGCACACAAGACCAAUGUGAUCGCGGGAACACCCUCUACAAACACCUCCAGCUCAGUCCCUCAAGAGAAGGAAGCUAGUAGCCGCGCACCACCAAAGAAGAAGGCGAAAAAAGAUAUCGCAGGUAUCGCCGCCGACUGGGAAUCACGCCGCAAACCGGUUUCUUCAACGGCCGCUUCGACUAACGACAUCGAUAACGAUUCCAUGGUCAGGCAGGGGGGUAUAGCGAGUGAUGGCGAAGGCGACGACGUGGAACGAAAGGCGAUCGCAAAUGACCGUAGUGCACCCAAGAAAGUUGGUAAGAAAAAAUUGCCUAACAUGGUGAAUAUCAGCUCCAUCACCACCUCCCAACCUACAACCAAGAAGCAGGCUCGGGGAGGUCACGCUCGAUGGACGCUACAACACCUUCCAGCUGGCACGGACAAGAAGUUCACAGAGCACGUCGUCCCUCUUGCAAGGCUGAAGGCGGGGACCAUCACUCCUUGGGCCGGGCUUGACCACGACCAGAUUUCGUCUCGCCUCAGCAACUGGCGUAACGGAUUCGCAACGUCGGCCGGCGAGGCAUUCGACCUUUUCAAGAAACAGUAUGCCGAUGACCUCGACACUCCCGAGGAGAUUGCGGAGCUUAUCAAGGCAUACCUCACAACCAAAGGUGACCCCCCGCACUUUGCGUUCUGGUGGCGGGAAUGGGAGGAAGAUGAAGAAGGGAAAAUUCGGAAAAAGGUACACUUGUCCAUGCCAUUUUACCUCCUAUCUACUUACACGAUUUUGAAGGGUAUGUUUCAAAACCCGUUGAUCAUGUACACCCUCGCGCACGCCCAUUUUAUUGAGUACGGCGACGACAUACAAUCUCAGCUCAACGAGGACAACAAACCUGUCGGUGCCAUAAUUCUCUCCUUACAAGCCGUUGAACAUGUACUUAGGUCCUGGCAAACGGGGACACGCGACAGCAGUGGCACAGCAAGUGCCGGUUACUUCUCAUCCGACAACUACGGAGACCGCACGGUGAAGGAGACAAAAGGGACUGGUCCCUCCGGGAAGACAUUCAUGAAGAUCGACCCCCGCGCCUCGCGGUUCCUCAAAUUGGCCAAGGACCUCACGGACAAGCACUGGGCGGAGAUUUUUGCAGCUGCCACGGCGUUUCUCAGCAACAGCCGCAAGCGGAAACGAUCCCAAUCAGCAUCGUCAUUCGCCAGUUCAGACCUUGUAGAGGAUAGUAUCCCCGAGUAUUCAUUUGUAUCUGAUUCGGAUUGA
Molecule: messenger RNA, 1785 nt
Organism: Laccaria bicolor S238N-H82
Lineage: Eukaryota; Fungi; Basidiomycota; Agaricomycetes; Agaricales; Hydnangiaceae
Exons: 6
Coding region: 1-1785 (594 amino acids)
Source: RefSeq, a predicted model, not a curated record